AUGAAGAAAUUAGUGUUGAAAUUGGAUAUGCACGACGACAAGGACAAGCAGAAGGCCAUGAAGAUCGUCUCUAGCCUUUCAGGGGUGGACUCAAUCGUGACGGACAUGAAGGAGAGGAAGCUGACGGUAACAGGGGACAUUGACCCGGUCAACGUGGUGAGCAAGCUGAGGAAGUCGUUCCGCCGGACGGAGAUCGUCACCGUGGGGCCGGCGACGGAGCCGAAACCACCGGAGAAGAAGCCGCAGGGAGAAGGCGGCGGCGGGGGAGGCGGGCAGCAGAAGAAAGACGACCAGGGUAAGGGCAAGGGCGACAAUCAGCAGCAGCAGCAGCAGCCGAAGAAAGAUGCUGCCGAUCAGGGGAAGAAGAAAGAUGGGCCGCCGUCCGGCGGCGGGAAUUCCAAAGAGGCCCCGCCCCCGCCGGCGGUCAGGGAGAUUCCCUACGGGAUGGUGAACUAUCAUGCCUACAGAAACGAAUACUACCCUCCGCCGCCCAUGACAACUUAUUACUACGCCCGGCCUGCGGAGGAAGACCCCAACUCUUGCGUCAUCUCGUGA
Linum trigynum is the source of this 555-nucleotide messenger RNA. The record is from the annotation of a GenBank genome assembly. NCBI's taxonomy places the organism in Eukaryota, Viridiplantae, Streptophyta, Magnoliopsida, Malpighiales, Linaceae.